This is a messenger RNA of Stegodyphus dumicola, 870 nucleotides long. Its product is annotated as dual specificity protein phosphatase 14-like. Lineage: Eukaryota; Metazoa; Arthropoda; Arachnida; Araneae; Eresidae. Gene Ontology annotation, biological process: protein dephosphorylation. Gene Ontology annotation, cellular component: cytoplasm. The record is from RefSeq and is a predicted model, not a curated record.
UCUGCAUGCCAUCUUACGAGAUUUAAACUGAUGAUCUAUAAUCCGGAAUCGCCGAAGUCCCGACGAGUCCGGAUUAACGACUUUUGACUGUAGUAGUCCUGAUAAGUGUAACUCCAGAAGUUUAGUUUUAUUGAUUGUGUCCUGUAAGGAAAAGAGAUUUUUUUGAAAUGUUGUGUGAGCUAAAUGAAGUGAAUGACCAUCUCUACAUUGGAAGUGCAAGGUCUGUUACUAACACUUCCCUUAGUUUGAAGGGCAUAACAUGUAUAAUAAACUGUAGUUUGCUGUCACCCUCUUACAGUGUUCAGAAAGUGAAGUACAUUCCAAUUAUGAUUGAAGAUAAUGAACGGGAAAACAUAGCCUGCUACUUUGAUGAAGUUGCUAAUAUUAUACAUGAUGAGCAUGUUGCUGGUGGAAAGACACUUGUGUAUUGUGUGGCAGGAAUCAGCCGAUCUGCUACACUCUGCAUAGCAUAUCUCAUGAAAUUUGGGAACAUGACUCUGCGAAAUGCGUUUAGAUACCUUAGAUCUAGAAGGCAAAUGGUCCGUCCCAACAAUGGGUUCUUCAGGCAACUCAUUGAUUAUGAACGUAGACUCUACUCUCAGACUUCAGUACAGAUGAUCCGUGUACCUAAUGCUGAUUCCCCAGAUUGUGUUGUCCCAGAUGUUUUUUAUGAAGUAUGUAAAGGCAUUGUGUGGCUGAAAAGUUGCAAGAACUUAUUAAAAAAGUGAAUAUUUUAAUACAAGAUGAGAAUAUAUUUGAUAUUAAACAAUGUAUAUAGCAUUUUACCCUGUGAAUAAAUUAUCUAUAUUAUGUAUUUGAUACUUUUUCGUGCGUUAAACUAAUUGAAUAAAAAAGAUAUCUUUUAAAGUU